Setaria italica (foxtail millet) is the source of this 1188-nucleotide messenger RNA. RefSeq names its product chromatin modification-related protein EAF1-like. Gene Ontology annotation, cellular component: SWI/SNF complex. The record is from RefSeq and is a predicted model, not a curated record. Gene Ontology annotation, biological process: positive regulation of DNA-templated transcription. Lineage: Eukaryota; Viridiplantae; Streptophyta; Magnoliopsida; Poales; Poaceae. The transcript has 3 exons. The annotation marks the transcript as partial.
GAGGCGGCGCGGGCGCGCGCGGCAGAGCAGAUGGCGCUCGAGGACGCGUGGAAGGCCCUGAACCCGGACUUCCGGACGCCCUUUGCCUCCGUCGAGGACGCCGUCAGCAGGCUUCUGCCGUAUCACGUCUUCGCGGACUACGAAGAGGACGACGGCGUCAUUGACGCCACCGUUGGCGGCGGCGGCAGCAGCGUCGCCACCACGACAGAGAAUUCAAGCGCGCAGAAAUGGGAGGACGACAUGGGCGCCGAGGUGGACGGUUUCCUCGAGCACUUCGAGAAGCAGGUGCUGACCUUCAACGUCAUGAACCGGGAGCGCGCGGCGGGCUUCCACCGCGCCGAGGAGCAGCUCAUUCUGGAGAAGGCGCUGUACGAUGACGAGCGCCGGCAGAUGGAUCGCGUCCGCGCGGCACUCGUGCAGCACCAGCAGCAGCUGGAGCAUCAGCGGGAGCAGCAGGAGGCCGCCUUGCGCGCGCGAAUGGCGGCGCUCGCGCAGGCGCAGGCCUCGGGGGCGUGGCCGGCGGUGCAACCAGCCGCCGCCUCGUGGCAGGCGCUGGCUGCCGCGGCGCGCGGCGAAGGGGGCUCCCGCGGGCAGGCGCAGGCACCGGCCUUGACGAUGAUGCAGCAGCAGCAGCAGCCGUCGGAAACGAUGAUGACGGCCGGCGCCUGGCAGGCGCUCGCGGCGGCGGCGUCGCACGGCGAGGGAGGCUCCAGCGGGCAGGCACUGAUACAGGCUGUCAUGAUGCAGCACGUGCAGCGGCAGCGGCAGCAGGAGGAGAUGAUGGCGGCGGCGUCGCGCGGUGAGGGCGGCGUUCCCGGCGUGCAGGCGCUCCCGCCGGCGACGGUGAUGCAGCUGAUGCAGCACCAGCAACAGCAGCGGCAGCAGGAGGAGAUGAUGGCGGUGGCGGCAUCGCGCGGCGAGAUGGGCCCCGGCGAGCAGGCGCUGGCAUCGGCCACGGUGAUACGUCAGCUGCAGCUGAUGCAGCAACAGCAGCAGCAGCAGGAAAUGAUGGCGGCGGCCGCUGGGUGGCAGCUGGGCGGGCGGCAGAUGACGUACGCGGCGGCGCGCGGUGACGGCAGCUCGAGCUCGCAGGUGCUUCAGCAGUCAGGGCAGGGGCAGGUCAGCAGCGGCGCGGCCUCCAGGAUGGCGCUGCCAUGGCAUGGGAGCGCGGAGGGAAGGGAGCAGUAG